Penicillium alfredii is the source of this 1233-nucleotide messenger RNA. Its product is annotated as ELL-associated factor. The transcript has a single exon. The record is from RefSeq and is a predicted model, not a curated record. NCBI's taxonomy places the organism in Eukaryota, Fungi, Ascomycota, Eurotiomycetes, Eurotiales, Aspergillaceae. The coding region runs from base 1 to 1233 and encodes 410 amino acids.
AUGGCCGCACCCGCGUUGUCCACCAUGAUCGACCCGACCAAACAAGCGGAGUACCCGGUUGUCCUGGGAGAGCGGCUGGCCGCGAACGCAAACCCGAGUCAUCUGGUCAACAUCAACUACAAUUACAAGACCAAGUUGGCAACUCCUCAGCAGCGCUCGACCAUCACUCGCUCUGCUCAAUCGCUCGACUUCUACGACCUCGCAAUCACCGAUCAAGCCCCGAACGCCGAUCAUAGCUUGAGUUAUUCAUACCAUGGCAGCGAGGACCCGGUGGGGGAGCGAAACCUCGUGCUGGUGUUCGACGCCGACCGAAAAGUGUUUGUGUUGGAGCCGGUCUCAACCAAGCUGAACUUCAACCUCCAGUCAGCACCGGGUAAGACCGAGAAGCAGGUCCUGGAACAGUACGAGCAGCUGCGCAUCUUCCAUGAGGAAGACCCGACCUCGGGAGACGACCGGAAUCCAGGCAGCACCAGCGAGGAUGAGGGACCGGCCGACGAGAGCAACCCAUAUGACUUCCGGCACUUCCUCCCCAAGAGUGCCGCCAAUGACAAGUCUGCGUCCAACCACACCACCCCAGAACCCCCCACCAGCACAAGCAAGGCCAACACACCCUUGGUGCCGGCCGCGAAGCCCACCCCAAAACUGCAAGCGCCGCCUCAGUCUAAGGCUCAGACGAAUCCUCUACGACAGAAGAAAAAGCCUCCAGCGAAGCCUCCGGUCAACAAUCCACCUCCUCCGACUCAGCCCACCGAACCGCCUCCCAGUCGCUCUCACCCGCCAGACCACGAGGAGUCUCGCUCAUCGCCCUCGGAUGCCGGCACAGGCACCGCAUCGCAGCAGGCGAACCAAUCUCCCAUUUCCAAUAUCAUUGUGGACGGAGAUCUAAUUAUCGACAUGGGCUCCCCGCCCCCAUCACGGCCAUCCUUCCGCGUGAACCCAGCAUACUUCUCGUCCAAUAACACUCCGGCCGAUGAGGGUGACGAUGGUGAUGAGGAAAUGGAAGGGUUUCGGUUACCGUCUCCUGUCGGGAAAACUGCUCAGUCUACAUCAGCGCCUGCUGCUGCACCCGCUGAUGGGGACAAUGUGGAGGAUGACGAUGCCCUUGCGGCAGAAAUGGAGGCUGCUUUUGAAGAGAGUGCGCGGGAAGAGGAAGCCCGGAGUCAGCAAUAUAGUCAGCCCGCAGCCCGCCAAUACCCUAGUGACGACGAGAGCGAGGUUAGUGAGGAAGAGUAA